AUGGUGAGUAAGGACAUCUUGAAAGGCAUCACAGGGGUCUUCCAGCCUGGCACUUUGACAGCCAUCAUGGGGGCAAGCGGAGCGGGAAAGACUACCAUGCUGAACGCUAUUGCUGGAGAGUCCGCGGGAGGUUUCAUUGAAGGAGAGAUCUUGGUGAAUGGCGCAGAGGUGGGGGUGGACACAAUGCGUCGUAUCAGCGCGUUUGUUUUCCAGGAUGAUCAGCUCAUGGCGUCGAUGACUGUGCGGGAAGCCAUCCAGAUGUCUGCGGACCUCAGGCUGCCCAAGGGUAUGACGAAGGAGGAGAAGGCGGAGAGAGUGAAACACGUCAUCGAGAUCCUCCAUCUCGAGAAAUGCUCCAAUACAAGGAUCGGGUCGCCGACAGCCAAGGGAGGGAUUUCAGGUGGUGAAAGGAAGCGAUGUGCGAUCGGGAUGGAGCUGAUCACGAACCCUUCAAUUCUCUUCCUCGACGAGCCCACGACAGGUCUUGACACGUUCAUGGCCUUCAGCGUUGUCGACACCCUUCGCCAACUGGCAGCAGCAGGGAGGACAGUUGUCGCUACAAUCCAUCAGCCGAGCUCCGACACGUUCCACUGCUUUGAUAACCUGUUGGUGUUGGCCAAUGGAGAGAUUAUGUACCAGGGAAAGGCGGCUGAGAUGGUGGACUACUUCGGCGAGCUAGGACUAAGGUGUCCGCCCUACGUGAACCCAGCGGAUCAUUUGUUCAUGAACGUUCUGAAUGACGUGGAGAUGGAGGAGGACGGUGACAAGGCAGGUCUUCUGGCGCGCACAACGAGGUUACUUGAGCACUACAACGGCUCUGCGCAAGUGGACUCGAUGCUCAAGUCGACCACGAAGGCCGUUGAGUUCAACGUCAACGACCUUGAGCUACGUCCAGGAAUUCUCUCUCAAAUGAGUACCCUGUACGCCCGGAGCAUGAAGAAUGUUGUUCGCAACCCAAUGAUUGCUCGAGCGAAGCUUGCGCAGGCGUUGGUACUGGGAUCGAUCGUGGCACUCAUCUAUCAUGACCUGGGGCGUUAUCAAAUCGACAUUCAAGCGAGGACUGGCGCGUUGUUUUUCUUUGCUAUGAACAUGGUCAUGAACGCCUUCUCCAUGCUUUCGGCUUUCGCGCAAGAAAAGAUUGUGUUCGAAAGAGAGCAGGCUCUAGGCAUGUACAGCGUGAUGUCAUAUUUUAUUCCCAAAGUGUUCUCUGAGUUACCUCACAACAUCAUCUUUCCCACCGUUCAAGCUUGCAUAGUGUAUUGGUCACUGAAACUCAAGAACGAUGCGGCGACGUUCGGGCUCUUCUUGGUGGUACACCUUCUCAACACCAACGCGGGGAACGGUCUUGGAAUCUUCAUCGCCUCAAUCUUCUCGGACCUGAGGAUAACACUCAUCGCUGCCCCCCCUCUGAUUCUCCCGCUAAUGAUUUUCUCGGGUUUCUUCAUCAACACAAACUCGAUCCCUCCGUACUUUAACUGGAUCAAGUACAUCUCGCCGAUGAAGUACGCCUUCGAAGCUUACGCCCUGCUGGAGUUCAGGCUGACAGGCGAUCAGGUUCUAAAGCAGCUGGGGGCCGAUGGAGAUCUCAAGAUCUAUCAGAACAUUUUGUGCCUCAUAGCUCUCUGGCUGGGCACGCACAUCUUUGCGUUCUUCGCCCUCCGUCGCCUCGUCUCGAGGAGGUUCGCAUCAGGCUCCGCUGCCUCGAAUCCCGUCCGGCUGACUUGCGCGCAGAGAAAAGAAUCGAACGAAGAUGGUGAGUCGCAACGGGCCAGGUGCCAACGGCAACGCUAA
This is a messenger RNA of Guillardia theta CCMP2712, 1791 nucleotides long. RefSeq lists its product as hypothetical. The transcript is spliced from 2 exons. Lineage: Eukaryota; Cryptophyceae; Pyrenomonadales; Geminigeraceae. Gene Ontology annotation, cellular component: membrane. Gene Ontology annotation, molecular function: ABC-type transporter activity; ATP hydrolysis activity; ATP binding. The record is from RefSeq and is a predicted model, not a curated record. Bases 1 to 1791 code for a protein of 596 amino acids.